UUCCGAGUCCUGAAGUUCAAAGUUCAUUCCUGUGUGUGGUGAGUCUCAGUGGAGGUGGUGUGAAGUGCAGGGAGUGUAAAGUUUUGAGCGGGUGAAGAGUUCUGGAGGAGCUCACUGAGGACAGACUGACACCUGUUGAAGAUGUCUUCCUCAGACUCCAGCUGCUGCAGCAGAUUGCGCUCCUGUCCUAAACCACAUGGCUUCCUCGCCUCUGCCAUCACUAAAGGGCUGCUGGGUGUGCUGCUGUUUGGAGUGGUAUGGUCAAUCGUGGGUCCAGAGUGCCUUCCGGGUAGGAACCUCUUUGGGCUGGUGAUCCUGUUCCUCAGCGCUGUGUGUGGAGGGAAACUGAUGGGAAUGAUCAGACUGCCCAGCUUACCUCCAUUCCCACCACUACUGGGUAUGCUGCUGAUGGGUCUGAUUCUGCGCAAUGUCCCCUAUGUGACCGAUGCUGUGUACAUUGAUCAGAAGUGGUCUUCAUCCCUGCGCAGCGUUGCUCUCGCCAUCAUCCUCACCAGAGCCGGCCUGGGACUCAACCCAGCAGCUCUGAGGAGGCUGAAGGCGGUGUGUGUGAGAGUGGCUGUGGGACCCUGCACUACUGAAGCCUGCACUGUGGCGGUGGUCUCUCACUUCCUCAUGGGGCUGCCGUGGAUAUGGGGCUUCAUUCUCGGGUUUGUGUUGGCUGCCGUUUCCCCUGCAGUGGUCGUUCCCUCCAUGCUGUUGCUCCAGCAGGCUGGGUUCGGGGUUCAGAAGGGAAUCCCCACGCUCCUGAUGGCCGCAGGAAGCUUCGACGACGUCCUCGCCAUCACCGGCUUCACCACCUGCCUCGGCAUGGCGUUCGGCACCGGUUCCACGUGGCUGAGUCUGGGUAAGGGGGUGUUGGAGGUGGUGGUGGGCAUUUUUGCAGGAGGAGUUCUGGGGGUCCUGCUGCACUUCUUCCCCAGUGACGACCAGGCUGACCUGGUUCUAAGGAGGUCCUGUAUGCUGCUGGGUCUGUCUGUGUUUUCAGUGUUUGCGAGUCACUCUGCUGGUCUGGGGGGGGCGGGGGGGCUCUGUACCCUCGUCCUGUCCUUCAUUGCUGGACUCAGCUGGGAUUCGAACAAGGCUCCUGUAGCUGCAGUAGUUGGGAGGUUUUGGGACGUAUUUCAGCCGCUGCUGUUCGGACUGAUUGGAGCUGAAAUCACUAUUUCAACUCUCAACCCUAACACUGUGGGUUUGGGGAUGGCCACUCUGUGUGUUGGAGUCGUCGUCCGUGUGUUGGUGACGUUUGCUGUAGUUCUGUUUGCCGGUUUUAACCUGAAAGAGAAGAUCUUCAUUUCUUUGGCCUGGCUGCCCAAAGCUACCGUACAGGCUGCUAUAGGCUCCACUGCUCUGGACAUGGCGCGCAGUAUAGGGGACCAGCAGCUGGAGCGUUAUGGGAUGGACGUUCUGACUGUGGCUGUUCUGGCCAUUCUGGUGACGGCACCUAUCGGAGCGCUCGCUAUCGGCCUGGCCGGACCCCGACUACUGCAGCAGUACACUGAGAUAAAGGAGACACUCCCCGAGGAGAAAGCUGAGAGCUCCACUCCAGAUCCAGGUGUAACUCCGGCUCUGGAGAGCAAACUUUAGAAACAACAGUGGUCUGAUGACAUCAUCACCACCCUCACUGCAUCCAAAUCACUGUAAUGCUGUAAUACUGAAGGACGACUCCACCAUAUUUCAGCCUGAUCUGACCUGCAGCAGCAGCUCGUUCCCUCCUGUUGUAAACAGUGUCUCUCUGUUCUUUGUAGAUACAGAGGAGUCUAUUAAAGCCACACUGACUCUGCGCUACAGACGCAGCUCAGACGGCCAGGCUGGAAUCUCCUAAACACUCCUGUAACGCUUUAGUGCUGUUCUGUCCUUUAGCUGAAGCUCAAAGCCCUGACUGACUCCUUCAGUCACUCAGACUCACAGCACGUCAUGCACUGCGAUAGUUUUAUUGUUUAAUAUUUAUUAUAUUUAAUAUAUUACAUUGCACCAUUUUUCUAUGAUGUAAGCUAAUUUACUCUCACUGAGAGGCUUUAUUACAGUAAACCACUGAGACCUAUUACACGAUA
Molecule: messenger RNA, 2072 nt
Organism: Colossoma macropomum (tambaqui)
Lineage: Eukaryota; Metazoa; Chordata; Actinopteri; Characiformes; Serrasalmidae
Product: sodium/hydrogen exchanger 9B2
Exons: 12
Coding region: 142-1605 (487 amino acids)
Biological process (GO): proton transmembrane transport
Cellular component (GO): membrane
Molecular function (GO): antiporter activity
Source: RefSeq, a predicted model, not a curated record